This is a messenger RNA of Archocentrus centrarchus (flier cichlid), 3936 nucleotides long. RefSeq names its product carboxylesterase 2b (gene ces2b). The transcript has 26 exons. NCBI's taxonomy places the organism in Eukaryota, Metazoa, Chordata, Actinopteri, Cichliformes, Cichlidae. Bases 126 to 3599 code for a protein of 1157 amino acids. The record is from RefSeq and is a predicted model, not a curated record.
UACUGCUUCUCCGUGUGAACGAUAAAAGGAGAAAGCUUCACAAGAGGACGCACUCUCUCGGACUCUUGGCUCUUCCGUUACUUCUUGCAAAAAUCCGGCGAGUGUCGUAAUCAACAGAGUCGACCAUGAAGUUGCACACAAAGCCGACUUUCUGCUUCCUGAUCUCCUUUUUAUUCCUCUGUGCUGUUGCAGAUCUUCAGGCACCUGUAGUCCACACAAAGCUCGGGAGUCUGAAAGGUGAGUAUGUGAGUGUAAAGGGGAAGGAGAGUGGGGUCCACGCCUUCCUGGGUGUUCCGUUUGCCAAGCCACCUUUGGGCCCUUCCUUGAGACUGGCUCCACCUCAGCCUGUAGAAGGAUGGGAAGGAGCGAGAGAUGCCACUCAGCAACCACCAAUGUGUAUUCAGUCUAAGCAAAGGGUUUUGGAUAUAUAUGAUAAACUUAGUGGAAUGCGGGCUGAUAUCCCAGACAUCUCUGAAGACUGUCUUUACCUCAACAUUUACACUCCUGCAAAAAGAGCUAAUGAUGCCAAGCUCCCAGUCAUGGUCUGGAUCCAUGGUGGGGGCUUUGCAUUGGGAUCGGCUUCAGUAUAUGAUGGCUCUGCUCUGGCUGCUUACCAGGAUGUGGUUGUGGUUCUGAUCCAGUAUCGAUUGGGACUUCUGGGUUUUCUCAGCACUGGAGAUGAGCACAUUUCAGGGAACUUUGGUCUGCUGGACCAGGUUGAGGCUCUCAAGUGGAUCCAGCAGCACAUUCACAACUUUGGAGGAGACCCAGGAUCAGUUACCAUAUUUGGGGAGUCUGCUGGUGGAGUGAGCGUGUCCCUCCUGCUUCUGUCACCACUGUCUGAUGGGCUGUUUCACCGUGCCAUUGCUGAGAGUGGCACAGCUGCAAUGGAUGUAGCUGUGGCAAAUAAUCCUUUACCAGUGGCACAGGCACUUGCAAAUGCAUCUGGCUGUAGCCUUGAAAGCACAAAGAAGAUCGGUGACUGCAUGAGAAACCUCGAUAUUGAAACCAUAGUGGGCUUUACACAGGAUCAAAAUGUGAUAUUUCAAAUAAAUGUUGACGGACAUUUCCUGACAAAACCUGUGGACGAGCUGUUCCGUAAACAUGAACUCCACACUCUACCAUUCAUGACUGGUGUCAAUAAUGACGAAGGGGGAUGGAUCCUUACAACACUCUUUGCUCCACAAAACUGGACAGAAGGAAUGGAUCGGGAGCAAGUUGUGAACAUAGUGUCCCUCUUCUACCCCAGUCCUAAAGAUGCAUUCAUGAGAGAUUUGAUAGCUGAUGAAUAUAUCGGAAAUGGUGAAGACCGUGUGAAAAAUAGAGAUGGGUACACCAAGAUCCUUGGAGAUAUGUUUUUCAACAUUCCAGCAGUUAAAGCUGCUAAUGCUCACAGAGACGCAGGUGCUCCUGUAUACCUGUAUGAGUACCAGCAUCCUCCUAAAUUCCUGCAGCAAAAACGGCCGAGCUUUGUGAGGAGUGACCAUGGGGAUGAAAUUUUUACAGUGUUGGGAUUUUGCUUCACAACUACCUAUGUUAAAUUAGCCGAUCCAUGUCCUGAGGAUGAGGAACAGUUGAGCAGAAUGAUGAUGAGCUACUGGGGGAAUUUUGCUCGCACAGGAUCUCCUAAUGGGGAUAACCUUGUCCACUGGCCAAAGUAUGGAGCUGAUGAAAAGUAUCUGGCGAUUGGUUUAAAAAAGCAGGUAACUGGUCAGUACCUGAAGAAGGACCAGUUUGUUUUCCUUACUCAGACUCUACCAGAGAAGAUCAAACAGCAUGAGGAAAAUGCAGAGCACAGCGAGUUAUGCACGUACAUGGAGAAAGCUGCACAUGAGGAAGCACUACUUCUCUUGGCUCUCCUCUCACUUUUGGCACAAUUGCUGAGUGUCGUAAUCUGCGCGAAGAGCACCAUGAAGUUCCGUGGAAAGCAGACUUUCUGUUUUCUAAUGUCCGUUUUAUUUCUCUGUGUCGCUGCAGACCUGAAUGCACCUGUAGUCCACACAAAGCUCGGGAGCCUGAAAGGUGAGUAUGUGAGUGUAAAAGGGAAGGAGAGCGGGGUCCACGCCUUCCUGGGUGUUCCGUUUGCAAAGCCACCUUUGGGCCCUUCCUUGAGACUGGCUCCACCUCAGCCUGUAGAAGGAUGGGAAGGAGUGAGAGAUGCCACUCAGCAGCCACCAAUGUGCAUGCAGCCUAAAAAUUUUGCUUUGGCUCUGAUUGAUAAACUUGGUGUCUUGCUAGCUGAUAUCCCAGACAUCUCUGAAGACUGUCUUUACCUCAACAUUUACACGCCUGCAAAAAGAGCUAAUGAUGCCAAGCUCCCAGUGAUGGUAUGGAUCCACGGUGGGGGCCUGUCACUGGGAUCAGCUUCAACAUAUGAUGGCUCUGCUCUGGCUGCUUACCAGGAAGCAGUUGUGGUUCUGAUCCAGUAUCGCUUGGGACUUCUGGGUUUUCUCAGCACAGGAGAUGAGCACAUUUCAGGGAACUUUGGUCUGCUGGACCAGAUUGAAGCUCUUAAGUGGAUCCAGCAGCACAUUCACAACUUUGGAGGAGACCCAGGAUCAGUUACCAUAUUUGGGGAGUCUGCUGGUGGAAUGAGCGUGUCCCUCCUGCUUCUGUCACCACUGUCUGAUGGGCUGUUUCACUGUGCCAUUGCUGAGAGUGGCACAGCUGCAAUGGAUCUACUUGUGGCAAAUGAUCCUCUACCAAUGGCACAGGAGGUUGCAAAUGCAUCUGGUUGCAGUCUUGAAAGCACAAAGAAGUUUGCUGACUGCAUGAGAAACCUUGAUAUUGAUAUCAUAGUGGGUUUUACAAAGGAUCGACGUUUAAGAUUUCCUGUAAAUGUUGACGGACACUUUCUGACAAAACCUGUGAACGAACUGUUUCAUAAACAUGAAUUCCUCACCGUACCAUUCAUGGCGGGCAUCAAUAACGAUGAAGGGGGAUGGCUGCUUAAAAAUUUAUUCAUUAGUGUUCCACCAAGCUGGGACGAAGGAAUGGAUCGGGACCAAGUCAUAAACGCAAUGUCCUUCUUCUACCCCAAUUCUAAAGAUGCAUUCAUCAGAGAUAUCAUAGCUGAUGAAUAUAUCGGAAAUGGUGAAGACUAUGUGAAAAACAGAGAUGGGUUCUCUGAGGUGGUUGCAGAUAUUUUAUUCAACACGCCAGUCGUUAAAACUGCUAAUGCUCACAGAGAUGCAGGUGCCCCUGUAUACCUGUAUGAGUACCAACAUUCCUUGAAUUUUUUGCAGAACAGAAGGCCAAGCUUUGUUGGAUGUGACCAUACAGAUGAAAUUUUUACAGUGCUGGGAUUCUGCUUCACAACUACCCAUGUUAAACUACCUGAUGUAUGCCUUGAAGAGGAGGAACAGAUGAGCAGAACCAUGAUGAGCUACUGGGGCAACUUUGCUCGCACAGGGUCUCCUAAUGGGGACAACCUUGUGCACUGGCCAAAGUAUGGAGCUGAUGAAAAGUACCUGGCGAUUGGUUUAAAAAAGCAGGUAACCAGUCAGUACCUGAAGAAGGACCGGUUUGUCUUCCUGACUCAGAUCCUCCCACAGAAGAUCAAACAGCAUGAGGAAAAGGCAGAGCACAGCGAGUUGUAGAACACACACCUUUUCUCUAUGAAGGGAAUACCUUCCUGUUUUUGAUAUCAAAGGGUUAUUAGAAGCUGCCUUAUCCAGAUCUGCUGCUUGUAAUCAGGGUUUUUAAUGAAUCUGGCGCUUUGAAAUAGAAGGUAAACAAGAGGUUCUUAUGAUGAUCUCUAGGUAUGUAAUUAGCUGUCCUUUAUUGCACAGAACAUUGUGUAAAACACUGUCACAAUGAAUUUCACUACAUUAAAACUAAAAGGUAACUUUGUCGCUAAAGUAAAACAGUGAAAAAUGAGAUCAUUCUUUUCUGCAGAUUGAGAACAUCUGUCUUUUCUGACAAUGUGAUACACAU